Cricetulus griseus (Chinese hamster) is the source of this 945-nucleotide messenger RNA. It is a transcript of the gene Gna11, whose product is annotated as G protein subunit alpha 11. The record is from RefSeq and is marked provisional. Gene Ontology annotation, biological process: action potential; phospholipase C-activating dopamine receptor signaling pathway; adenylate cyclase-modulating G protein-coupled receptor signaling pathway. Gene Ontology annotation, molecular function: guanyl nucleotide binding; G protein-coupled receptor binding; GTPase activity. NCBI's taxonomy places the organism in Eukaryota, Metazoa, Chordata, Mammalia, Rodentia, Cricetidae. Gene Ontology annotation, cellular component: heterotrimeric G-protein complex.
GGCACCGGCGAGAGCGGGAAAAGCACCUUCAUCAAGCAGAUGCGCAUCAUCCAUGGCGCUGGCUACUCCGAGGAGGACAAGCGUGGCUUCACCAAGCUGGUGUACCAGAACAUCUUCACCGCCAUGCAGGCCAUGGUGCGCGCCAUGGAGACACUCAAGAUCCUCUACAAGUAUGAGCAGAACAAGGCCAAUGCACUCCUGAUCCGGGAGGUGGACGUUGAGAAGGUCACGACCUUUGAGCACCAAUAUGUGAAUGCCAUCAAGACGCUGUGGAGUGACCCUGGCGUCCAGGAGUGUUAUGAUCGCAGGCGGGAGUUUCAGCUGUCUGACUCGGCUAAAUACUACUUGACGGACGUGGACCGUAUCGCCACCGUAGGCUACCUGCCCACCCAACAGGAUGUGCUACGGGUACGAGUGCCCACAACUGGCAUCAUCGAGUACCCGUUUGACCUGGAAAACAUCAUCUUCAGGAUGGUGGACGUGGGUGGGCAGAGGUCAGAGCGCAGGAAGUGGAUUCACUGCUUCGAGAAUGUGACAUCCAUCAUGUUCUUGGUGGCCCUAAGCGAGUAUGACCAGGUCCUGGUGGAGUCAGACAACGAGAAUCGUAUGGAGGAGAGCAAGGCGUUGUUCCGCACCAUCAUCACCUACCCCUGGUUCCAGAACUCAUCUGUCAUCCUGUUCCUCAACAAGAAGGACCUUCUAGAAGAUAAGAUCCUGCACUCACAUCUGGUUGACUACUUCCCUGAGUUUGACGGACCGCAGCGGGAUGCGCAGGCCGCCCGUGAGUUCAUCCUGAAGAUGUUUGUGGACCUGAAUCCUGACAGUGACAAGAUCAUCUACUCACACUUUACCUGUGCCACCGACACUGAGAACAUCCGCUUUGUGUUUGCCGCCGUGAAGGACACCAUCCUGCAGCUGAACCUGAAGGAAUACAACCUGGUGUGA